Molecule: messenger RNA, 770 nt
Organism: Panicum hallii
Lineage: Eukaryota; Viridiplantae; Streptophyta; Magnoliopsida; Poales; Poaceae
Product: thioredoxin H1-like
Exons: 3
Coding region: 98-460 (120 amino acids)
Molecular function (GO): protein-disulfide reductase activity
Source: RefSeq, a predicted model, not a curated record
UCCGGAUGAGGCCACGGAACGCGAUCUUGCAAUCCAGCCCCCGAAAGAAACCUCAAGUCGCCACCAGGCUUUCGAUCGCACCGAGGGAGGAGGAAGAAUGGCGGCCGAGGAGGGAGUCGUGAUCGCGUGCCACACCAAGGAGGAGUUCGACAGCCAGUUGAGCAAGGCCAAGGAGGUCGGCAAGCUGGUGAUCAUUGACUUCACUGCCUCCUGGUGUGGUCCUUGCCGCGUCAUCGCCCCCGUGUUUGUUGAAUAUGCCAAAAAGUUCCCUGGCGCUGUCUUCCUGAAGGUUGAUGUUGACGAGCUGAAGGAUGUUGCUGCGGAGUACAAUAUCGAGGCGAUGCCGACCUUCCUCUUCCUUAAGGACGGUCAGAAGAUCGACACUGUCGUCGGUGCCAGGAAGGACACGCUCCAGGAAAGCAUCGAGAAGCAUGUGGCCGCCGCUUCUGCCUCCGCCUAAGGAGACAGCGCCACCAGUCAUCAAUAAGGGCCAGCACACGGCGUGGUAGCAGGAGGCGUCGUAAUUUUCAGUUUGGUUUGGGUGAAUUGUGAGCUACUAUGUCCAACUCUGGAGUCAGGAUGUGUUUGGCUCCCGUGCUGGACCUGUUGUCGUCCUGAAUGCCUGUGUUGAUAUGGAUGCUUUGUGACUGAAGUUUGAAUCCGGGUUGUCUUCGGACUUCACUUCUGUUUUGAGCUUCCGAGUAUGGCUGAAUGUAACACACGAUGCUGGCAACGCUGUGCUUGUUUAUUCGUGGCCCAAGCUGCGGCUA